Euleptes europaea (tarantolino) is the source of this 2940-nucleotide messenger RNA. Its product is annotated as zinc finger protein 665-like. The transcript has 10 exons. The record is from RefSeq and is a predicted model, not a curated record. Gene Ontology annotation, biological process: regulation of DNA-templated transcription. NCBI's taxonomy places the organism in Eukaryota, Metazoa, Chordata, Lepidosauria, Squamata, Sphaerodactylidae. The coding region runs from base 1 to 2940 and encodes 979 amino acids.
AUGGAGGAAAAUUACGAGACCGUGGGCUCUGUGGGGAACUACAUUUCCCAGAAGGCCUUGCGAGCACCAGAGUGGUCAACCCUGCGAAUCGAUGACGAACUGGGCCAUAUUUUCCUCUUUCAGAGACUGCCAGUGUCCUUUGAGCAAGUAGCUGUGUUCUUCACGGAGGAGGAAUGGGUUCUGCUAGAUCCAGGCCAAAGAAAACUCUUUUGGGAAGUUACAGAGGAAAAUUAUGAGACUGUUGCCUCUUUAGAAUGGCCGGGCAAGCAGGGCGGCUUCAAAGUGCUGGUGGCCACCAUUGCCGUGGCGCUGGCUUACGCCUACAACGUCGACAUGGAGCAGCCCGUGGUUUUCCAGGGGCCCAACGACUCCUUCUUUGGAUAUUACGUGCUGGUGAUUACUAUGACAAUACUCGGUGUUCCAGAAUUGAGGGAGAUGGUGAGGGAGAUGGAAUCAGCAAAGUCGGUUAUUAGAAAAGUUGAAGUUCUGCAGAUGGAAGCAAAAUCUAGGGAACAAGCCGUACCAAAGCGAGAGUGCAGAAGGAAAAGGAAAGGCAAAAAGAAGCAGAGGAAGAAAUUGGUUGGCUAUCAGUCCAGAAAUCAACCUGAGAUCUCAGCCCGUGAAGAAAUACGGAAGAGAAAGAGAAGGCCUAAGGGUGCCAUAAAAGACACAAGGUUCCGCUGGAAAACAUAUAACUGCCUGGAGUGUGGCAAAAGUUUCUAUUGUAAUAGCAAACUAACUCAACAUCAAAGACUUCACGCAGGGGAAAAGUCAUACAAAUACCUAGAGUGUGGAAAGUGCUUCUCUUGCAAUGGCAGCCUAACUGCACAUAAAAGUGUUCACACGGGGGAGAAGCCAUACAAAUGCCUGGAGUGUGGAAAGUGCUUCCUUUCCAAUGGUGAGCUAACUAAACAUCAAAGGGUUCACACGGCAGAGAAGCCAUACAAAUGCCUGGAGUGUGGAAAGUGCUUCCUUUCCAAUGGUGAGCUAACAAAACAUCAAAGUGUUCACACAGGGGAGAAGCCGUAUAAAUGCCUGGAGUGUGGAAAGUGCUUCUCUCAGAAAUGGCACCUACCUGUACAUCAAAGGGUUCACACGGGGGAGAAGCCAUACAAAUGCCUGGAGUGUGGAAAGUGCUUCUUUCAGAAUGACAACCUAACUGCACAUCAAAGGGUUCACACGGGGGAGAAGCCAUACACAUGCCUGGAAUGUGGAAAGUGCUUCUCUCAGAAUCACCACCUAACUCAACAUCAAAGGGUUCACACAGGGGAGAAGCCAUAUAAAUGCCUGGAGUGUGGAAAGUGCUUCUCUUGCAAUGGCAGCCUAACUAAACAUAAAAGGGUUCACACGUCGGAGAAGCCAUACAAAUGCCUGGAGUGUGGAAAGUGCUUCUCUCGGAAUGACAGCCUAACUGCACAUCAAAGGAUUCACACGGGGGAGAAGCCAUACAAAUGCCUGGAGUGUGGAAAGUGUUUCUUUCGCAAUGGCAACUUAACUGCACAUCAAAGGGUUCACACAGGGGAGAAGCCAAAGAAAUGCCUGGAGUGUGGAAAGUGCUUCUCUCGGAAUGACAUCCUAACUGCCCAUCAAAGGGUUCACAUGGGGGAGAAGCCAUACAAAUGCCUGGAGUGUGGAAAGUGCUUCUCUCGGAAUGACAGCCUAACUGUCCAUCAAAGGGUUCACACGGGGGAGAAGCCAUACAAAUGCCUGGAGUGUGGAAAGUGUUUCUUUUGCAAUGGCAACCUAACUGCACAUCAAAGGGUUCACACAGGGGAGAAGCCAUACAAAUGCCUGGAGUGUGGAAAGUGCUUCUCUCGGAAUGACAUCCUAACUGCCCAUCAAAGGGUUCACACGGGGGAGAAGCCAUACAAAUGCCUGGAGUGUGGAAAGUGCUUCUCUCGGAAUGACAGCCUAACUGUCCAUCAAAGGGUUCACAUGGGGGUGAAGCCAUACAAAUGCCUAGAGUGUGGAAAGUGCUUCUUUGAGAAUAGCAACCUAACUGUACAUCAAAGGGUUCACACGGGGGAGAAGCCAUACAAAUGCCUGGAGUGUGGAAAGUGCUUCUCUCAGAAUGACGAACUAACUAAACAUCAAAGGGUUCACACAGGGGAGAAGCCAUACAAAUGCCUGGAGUGUGGAAAGUGCUUCUCUCGGAAUGACAUCCUAACUGUCCAUCAAAGGGUUCACACGGGGGAGAAACCUAAACACAAAAGGGUUCACACGGGGGAGAAGCCAUACAAAUGCCUGGAGUGUGGAAAGUGCUUCUCUUGCAAUGGCAACCUAACUUCACAUAAAAAGGUUCACACGGGGGAGAAGCCAUACAAAUGCCUGAAGUGUGGAAAGUGCUUCUCUUGGAAUCACCAACUAACUGUACAUCAAAGGGUUCACAAGGGGGAGAAGCCAUACAAAUGCCUGGAGUGUGGAAAAUCCAAGAAGCCGUGGGCUCCACCCAACGGGUCUGCUUCUGCUGUGGCCGAGUGGUCGCCCAUCGAGACGGGACCACCGUACACCGGGAGGAGGCAGUCCCAGGAGGCCACCCUUCAGGGCAUGGAGCCAGUCAACCAGGCCUCCUCCUUGUUGACUGGUGACAGUUUUACAAUCAACAGGUCUACAUCCUCCCAGGCCUCCUCCUCCUCCUUUGUGUCAUGUCUUAACUGCGCCUCCCUCUCUGCUUUCCAGGAGUCGGCGGGGGCCACCAUCUGUAGGGCUGAUAUCUGUCGACACAGGGCUCCGGACACCUGCCGUCGGUGCUUCCACGUCCAGCCUGAGGGCACACGCUACAGCGGCACGCCUCCAAGCUCGGCCCCUGACCGGCCCCGGUCCCUCUUAAGAGGGGCUGUUCCUCCUGCUGGUGAACAGGCAGAUUACAGUCCUGCUAAUUUCCGGGCAGCGGCCAAGCACCCGCCAACUAACCACAAGGCCAUUCGUUCCUCGGGGUGA